This is a messenger RNA of Blepharisma stoltei, 852 nucleotides long. The record is from the annotation of a GenBank genome assembly. NCBI's taxonomy places the organism in Eukaryota, Ciliophora, Heterotrichea, Heterotrichida, Blepharismidae.
AUGGGACUUUUUGGAAAAAAGAACCCAAAAAUUUUGCGAGAAAUUUACCACGGGACUACAAGAUUAAGAGUGAUUCAAAAUGAGCUGUGAAGAGAAAAAGUCGGGAUCAUUGUAAAUGUUACUAAUCAAACUCUUGACCACCCAGAAGGCGAUUCUAAACAAAUUAUUAUUACCGGGUCUCAUCAGCUAGUAAUUUCUUGCAGAAAUUGAGUUGCUCAGAAUGGGCUUGUUCCUGUAGGAGAUAUCGCAGUAACUGAAGCAGGCAAAUUAAAAGCAUUGUACGUGAUACAUAUUUCAAGUCCUGUAUUUAAUACAGAUUUAGACAACCAAGAACAAGUGAUCAAGGAUUUGAUAUUAAAAUGCUUAAGAAAAGGAGAAGAAUUGAGGGUAAAUUCAAUUUCUUUUCCUCCUUUUUGCCUAGAUCAUUUUGGGUUUCCAAUAGAAAUGGUCGUACCCACAAUGAUAGAUGCAGUCCAGGAGUAUCUUUUAACUCAUACUGACAAUGCCUACUCAGAAAUCAGGUUUGUAAGCCAACUGAAGCAUGUUCGACACUGAUUUAUCGAUGAGUUUGAAAAGAGAUGGCCGGAUUGCAUUCCAGUUAGCAAAAAGGAGUUAAAAAAGAAAGUGAAAAAAGAAAGAUUGUCAGCCACUAUAAGUGGAGAUAUAGCCAAGGAUAUAGAAAAGAAAUAUGUGAGAGAUAAGACUCCACAAAGGCGAAAACCAGAAAAAAAAGUGAUAGGAAUUACAGCAGGUACUGAAAUUGAGCUUAGGGAAACCGACUUUGAGGAAUUCAAAGAUGCUCAGAAGCUCGGAAAAUCAGAUGUUUUAAUUAAUAAUAAUAAUAAUCUUUAA